AUGGACUACGUGCGCGGUGCGUUCUACGAGGCGACAGGCUGGAAUCGAGAGAGCUCCUACUCGUCUCUGAACUCGACCGCUGACGCUCUCCUUAAUUUUGAGACGCCUCUCGGCCUCCGAUUGACCCUCUCCUCCCUCGCGUCGCCCAACUUUGCCACGUCCUACCAGCUAGGCUCGGUCGGUGUCGUCGACGGCUCCAUCUCCUAUCUCUACUCCUCGGUGCCCCUCCGUGCCUACCUCACCCCGCAGUCCGAACGCCUCCCCCUCUCGACCCUCUUCCAGUCCUACAAGCCGCUGCCGGCGCUCCCGCAGCGCGUCAGCCUCGACGACCUCGAGCCCUUUGACCUGACGAGCCCCGCCGCCGCCUCUCUCUACUAUGGCCGGCUCUACCUGCCGCAGUCUCUCCUCGAGGCCCUCGUCAUCAAGCGCAUCUCGCCCGCGCUGCAGCUCCAGCUGAGCGCCGUCUCGGGCCACUACCUGCGCAGCGGAGGCACGCUGCUCGGCCUGGCGCACUACGACGUCGGCCGGUACGCCGUCGAGGGCCUCGCCUCCUCCGACGGCGGCCUUCUCGGCCUACGCGGCAUCUACAAUUUUGGCGGCGAUGCCGAAGAGACGGAUGACAACGGGCACUUCCACGCAGUCACAAGCACAAACACGCAAGCGACCGGCGGCAGCAGCAGCAGCAAGGAUGACGCGGCGCGCGAGCGCAUCUACGGACGCUUCAGCACGGGAGGCGAGAUCUACUAUGGCACGCUCAACAAGUCGGGCGGCAUGUCGGUCGGGGCGCGGUUCGCGACGCUGCCGUCGCACCAGGGCACGCCGCUGACGACGACGCUGACGAUCAACCCGCUCAUGGGCAACAUCAGCGCGACGUACGCCGUCAUGGCGGGGCGGCACUGCAGCGUGGCGACGCGGUUCGGGUUCAACGUGUACAGCUACGAGAGCGACUGGGCCGUCGGCCUCGAGCUGUGGCGCAAGCGCGUGGUGCGCGCCGCCAUGGACCCAGCGCUGUCGGCCGAGCGCCUCGUCCGCGAGAGGAGCUUCCGGGCCAAGAUGGAGUGGAGGGCGGACGACCCGCUCCUGCCGCCCGAGACGGUGCUCGUGCCCGUCGCCAAGCCCACGAGGGACGGACCGAGGGAGAGGAGUUUCGAGGCCAAGCUCGCGUGGCGGCUUGACGACGACAACGACGAUGACAACGAUGGCAGCAAAUGGGGCACAAAGACGCCCCCACAGGAUGACGAGUACACGGGGGUCAUCAAGGCGCGACUCGACCAGAACCUGAGGAUAGGCAUCCUCUGGGAGGGGCGGGCCAAGUCGCUGCUGUUCAGCCUGGGCAGCGGCAUCGACCUGCGGAGCCUGGACUCGCCGUUCCGCACGGUGGGGGCCGAGAUUCAGUUCUCGUCAUGA
Verticillium alfalfae VaMs.102 is the source of this 1407-nucleotide messenger RNA. RefSeq names its product mitochondrial inheritance component MDM10. The transcript is spliced from 2 exons. NCBI's taxonomy places the organism in Eukaryota, Fungi, Ascomycota, Sordariomycetes, Glomerellales, Plectosphaerellaceae. Gene Ontology annotation, cellular component: SAM complex; ERMES complex. Gene Ontology annotation, biological process: phospholipid transport; protein insertion into mitochondrial outer membrane; mitochondrial outer membrane translocase complex assembly. The coding region runs from base 1 to 1407 and encodes 468 amino acids. The record is from RefSeq and is a predicted model, not a curated record.